AUGUCCAAUCUGGCUCUGGCUGAGAUCAAAGAACUUCUGAAGGAGCAGGUGAGACACUUUACACCUCUGUCUCUGCAGAUCAAAGAAAUAAUUUUCCUGAAGAACACGGUGAUGGAGUGUGAAGCCUGCGGUAUGGGAGGCCUCCAGGUGCGUCCCUCCUGUGAGCCUAACCCCUGCCACCCUGGGGUGCAGUGCUCGGUGACAUCACAGGGGGUGAAGUGCGGCUCGUGUCCCGAGGGAACAGAAGGGAACGGCACACACUGCUCUGACGUCGACGAGUGCUCGGUCCUGCCCUGUCACAUGGGAGUGCGCUGCAUAAACACGUCCCCAGGGUUCCGUUGUGGGUCGUGUCCCGCUGGGUUCUCCGGUCCUCAGGUCCAGGGUCUGGGUCUGGCCUAUGCCCGAGCCAACAAACAGGUGAGAGUCCAGACCUGA
Molecule: messenger RNA, 435 nt
Organism: Knipowitschia caucasica
Lineage: Eukaryota; Metazoa; Chordata; Actinopteri; Gobiiformes; Gobiidae
Source: the annotation of a GenBank genome assembly